GGAUUCUUCAUUUGUAAUCUUCUACUUCGGACUAGAUCUAGAGAAUCUAGACUAUUAUUAUUAACUGAUCUAGAUCAAAUCUAAGAAUCUAAAUAAAUUAUAAAGUCUUAAAAGAUAGGUUUCUUUCACUGUGACUGUGAGUCUGUCCAGUGUCACUGUCAGUAAUUUGGAUCACAAUUUUUGCUAUGGAUUCACAAUAUGAAUCUGAAACAUUUGCAGGGAUUAACAGAACUUCUGAAGAUGUGGAUAAAGAGCUGGCAACUAAAAACAUGACCUUUGAUCAAUACAUUGAUUAUCAUGACAUAUUCCUUAAAAAAACAAUGGAUCUGUGUCUGGAACCUCUUGAAAGUGUGGAAUGCUCAAAAGGAACUGCACACAAUUCUUUUAUAGGCUUACGCGACUUUACUGUAGAAAAUUUACCUCCUUGUUAUCAACACAGGGAAAUGUUUGAUGUAGUUAUGGCUUUAGCAGAUCUGGUUGUUAUGAUCCAAGUCCCUCAUGAAGAAAAAAAUGUCUAUUUACAAGGGACUGGGAAGGUUGAUGAUGUUUUCUUUAAUAAAAAAGAAAAUCAAAAAUGCAGUUGUUUUAAGUGCACAACUAGCCAGAAUCCAUCCAAAGAAUGGGGGGUGAUAAGAAUUGUGACCUCUGCCAGCUUGUUUAAAAGCUGCAAAGAUGCAACUAAUUACAGGUGUACCCUAUUUUUUGAUGAGGCAGAAGAUCAAGUUGUCCAUGUAAGGGGAAGUAAUAUUGUUAAAAUGAAAUCGGAAGAGGACUUGUGCAAAUUUGUUUGCAUCACAUGUGAUAUGGAUCUUGUCAGAAAAUUAGAUAGUUAUCUAAAUGUCUUCAUCAAAUAUUGGUGUGCUGCUGUAGCCAAGUAUUAUCCAACUGUAAAAUGCUCUGAUGAAAAACUGAUGUUGGCCAUUUGUCAUCCACAUGGAUGUAAAAAGUAUGUAACCUUGGGGAAAUGGUCAAAGUUAAAGCCCCAUGUUGAAUAUGAUGCUGCCAUGUGUCCUGGUUGCUCAGGUUCCUAUCUGCUUCUACCCAUUUUUGAUAUGAAACCUGAUGAUAUGUGAUCUCUAUUGUAUUUUCUUAUUGAGAUCAUACUAAUUCUGAUUUGUUUAAGUUCAUUUUGGUAUGUAUUGUUUUUUUUCUUUGUACAAACUUUGUUAAAUGUACCAGUACUAGGCCAAAAAGAUUUUAAAAAUCUUGUCCAUUCAUUUCCACUUUUGAUGACUAUUCUUUAUUUGUUAGCAUUAAUGAAGAAAUCAAAUCUGUUUUGUGCAAUAACUAAAACAGAUAAGACUAUUUCAUUCAUAUUUUUUAAAUUAUUGUUUAUUAUGUCAUAUUUUCUUAUACAGUACAUUUUUGGAGAUGUUGAACUGUUAAUUAAAAUAUAUUUUUUUUUAGGAUGGCCAGUUUUUGAAGUACUGUAGUUUGUAUUACAUAACUACUGAUAUUUUUUAACAAAUCUACUAUUUAAUUCCCUAUUUAAGGAAAAUUUAAAUGCAACAGAGCAAAUUUGCCUAGGAUUAUUAAUCAGGAAAUGUUUCUGGACUGUCCUUUCCCCCAACAUUUAAUCACCUUUAUUAUUUCAUAAGGGAUGUUAUGACUAUUUGAGUUUUCAAAAAUCCAACUAGGUUUUAAGCUAGGAAGACAAAUGUUAUUUAAUGAAUUUUUUGUGAAUUUCCUAAUUUUGUGAAUAAUAUAAAAAAAAAACAACUUGUUUCUGUCUUGUAACAGGUUGAAAUAAAAAAAAUUGUAAACAAGCACAAUUUUUAAAGAUAAAUUGUAAAACUAUAUACUGGUAGCCAAACACAUAAUGAAAAGACAUUAUUUUUACAUGUUUCUUUAAAUUUGAAGAGUAUUAUACACUAGUAGAAACAUGUAGGAUAGUGGGAAAUGAUGGGCUGGGUUCGAACCUGGGACCACAGAGUAUACUUGAAGAGAUGUCUUAUAAAUAUUCUGAAGAUUUACCAGUAUAUUUUGUCAUAUUUAAUACAGACAAAAGAAGGUUUAUCUUCAUUUCUCAAGAGAGUUCUCCAACUGUAUGUAUCUAUAUGCAUUGUUAUAACUCUGUUCCUGUGCCAAAAAUGAUGGUGUGCACAAGCACACCAUUCAACACGAGAAAUAGAUCAAAUAUUACUACAACAGGCAAGGAAUGUUUUAGAUCCGGCUGAUGGUGAUCUGCAGGUUAUGGGAGUCUGAGCUGUCUGGGACUAAGAGCGAUCCUUCAAGAUAUUAGUGAACUGUAUUGAGGACACUGGGAAGUGUGUCGGUGGUCUGUACUAAUGUUUAGGUUCGAAAGGACUUGUAGAUUUUAAGACAAGACUCCCUGGGACUGGAUAGCUGAAGUCCAUGUCUCACUGUGUAUGUUAUAACUGUAAAUAAAUAUAUAGUCUAGUAUUAAUUCCUUUCAUUGAGUGCUUGCCUUAGAUAUAUAUAUAGAGAGAUAUAUAGAUUGAUAUUUUAAACAAUUUAUAAUCCCUACAUUUCAGUGACCAAAAAAAAUUACAAUAUUCAUUCUGAAUAUUUACCAAAAAAAAACAAAUAUAACAAUAUAUAAGGUACACAAAAUUUCAAGAAACUAUAUUGUAUGUUUUAUUUCAAAUUCUUUUAGUAAAUGUUUAUUACACUGUUCAAUCCUUUCAUUAGCCUGCUUAAAAAUAUACACAUCUAUCACUCACUGCUAAAGAGUACUACAUUUCAUACUAUCAACAGCAUCAAUCACAUUCUUUAAGAAAAUAAAACUAACAACUGAAACAUAUACAACAAAUAAAACCUACAGUUCUGACAGCAAACCAGGAACUAGAACAAAAUGGAAGCUUCAACUCAGAAUACAUUAAAAUAAAAGCAAAUAAAAUAUCUAGAGAUUGAUGGAAAUUGUUUUUUUUACUGUAUAAUAAAAAUGUAAUAAUGGCAAUGUUCUACAAAAUAUGUAAAGUUGAAAACAAGACUGUAACAACAAAACCAAUAAAGUAAAAGAUAAUCAUAUCUAUGAGGGAAUGAAGAAGCAAUUAUAAAGGUAGGUACUCCCUAAUCUGAACUUGUGCUGACAUUCAAACAUGACAAGCACAAAAACUUAAUUAUAUCCAAAUAUUGCAAAAACUAACUAUCAUAUUUAUAACAAAAUGAACAAA
This is a messenger RNA of Biomphalaria glabrata, 3137 nucleotides long. RefSeq lists its product as uncharacterized. The record is from RefSeq and is a predicted model, not a curated record. The coding region runs from base 186 to 1073 and encodes 295 amino acids. The transcript is spliced from 4 exons. Lineage: Eukaryota; Metazoa; Mollusca; Gastropoda; Planorbidae.